CUCCUGUUAUCCCUACGCUGAACGUCUAGCUUUACAGGGAAAAAAGUCAAAUGGAAGUUGGGUAUUGACACCAUACUCUAAAUUCUACGGUCUGUUACCUUAGUUAGGGCUUUGAUGGCUCCGCUAGAGGAUGCGCAGCUCGGCGCAAAGGCAGUAACCAAUGCUAAGAAACAUAGCAAUGGAGCUCCAGCAGCAGGACUCUUGGAUAGUUUCCUUUACCUUUUGAUACCCGGACUCAUUCUCGUCCAUCUCGUCGUCGCCCCCUACACCAAGGUUGAGGAAUCCUUCAACAUCCAAGCAGCCCACGAUGUACUUGUCUACGGGACGCCGACCUCAAACAUCCACCAGAGGUUAUCUAGUAGCUACGACCACUUCACCUUUCCGGGGGCCGUUCCUCGGACCUUCGUAGGCCCGGUACUGCUCGCCGGGUUUGCCCAACCGAUUGUUGCCCUCGUCGGGUUUCAGCACGCUCAGCUUGUUGUGAGAGCCAUCCUGGGUCUCUUCAAUGCCGCCUGUCUCCUCGUGUUCGCCCGCAACCUCCGACGGGCCUAUGGCGCCGGGACAGCAAGAUGGUACCUGCUGUUCCAGGCGAGCCAGUUCCACAUCAUGUUUUAUGCCUCACGGACGUUACCGAACAUGUUCGCCUUUGGACUGACAACCCUGGCCUUCGCCCUCCUCCUCCCCGAGCCCAGCAACCCCAAAUCCACCGCCCGCCGCCAGCGCCUCUCCAUCGCCAUGUUCGUCUUCGCCGCCACCAUCUUCCGCGCUGAAGUCGCCCUUCUCCUGGGCGCAACCAUCCUCCACCUCCUCCUCAUCCCGGCGCUCUCCCUCGAGCGCAUCCUCUUCCCCUUCUCCGUCUCCUUCCUCACCGCCCUGGUCACUUCGGUGCCCAUCGACAGCUACUUCUGGCAGCGCCCGCUGUGGCCCGAGCUCUGGGGGUUCUACUACAACGUCGUCCGCGGCUCCGCCUCCAACUGGGGCGUCUCCCCCUGGCACUACUACUUCACCUCGGCAGUGCCGCGCCUGCUCGUCAACCCGCUGAGCUACGCCAUCCUCAUCCCGCAUUCCCUCUACCACCCCUCCCUCCGCCGCGCCGCAACCAGGCUGGCCCUCCCGUCCCUGCUGUUCAUAGCAAUCUACUCGCUCCAGCCGCACAAGGAAACGCGCUUCAUCUUCUACGCCGUACCACCACUCACAGCGGCCGCGUCCCUCUCAGCCAAUUUCGUGUUCACUCGCCGCGGGAAAUCGGCACUCUCCUUCCUAUGCGCAGCAGCACUCCUCCUCUCGGUGCUCGCGACUUUUCUCGCCAGCACCGCCAUGCUCGCCCUCAGCGCGCUCAACUACCCCGGCGGCGAGGCCCUCGACCACCUGCGCUCCGCCAUCGUCCUCUCCUCUCCUCCUCCUCCUCCGCACGAACCUUCCUCCGACAAUGGAGGAGUAGUGGUGGAGGGGUUGGGGCUGGGGGUCGGACUGGUACCGGUGGUGGUACACGUACACGCCGACGUGCUCGCGUGCAUGACCGGGGUGACUCUCUUCCAGAGCUCGACGGCCGAGUCUAUGGUCGACGCUGGCGCCGUUUCUCUGAUUGGUGAUCCUAAGUCUAAUAACGAGGGUGGGGUAAUCAAGACCAAGAAGACCAGGACCGGGACAAAGCAGCAAGACAUCAGUGGUGGACACAGAACUGGCUCGGGGCGGACGGUGAUGAUGCUCGACAAAACGGAGGACAAGUCUGUCCUAGCGCGGCCCGAGUUCUGGCGGCAGUUUGAUUACCUGCUCGUGGAAGACCCGCAAAAGGUAGUGGGAGGGCAGUGGGAGACUGUGGGCGUGGUCAAGGGAUAUGCCGGGAUUGAAAUUGUCAAACCCGGGCGGGAGAAAAGCAGGGACUCAGAAGAAGAAGAAGCAGACAAAGAGGGUCGGAGGGGUGGUGAGCCGGCUGUAAAUGUGGUAGGGAUGGGCCGGACGGUCGCGGUGUGGAAGAAGAGGGUGCGGGCCCUUACCGGCGGGUGGUGGAUCGGUCCGCGGAUGGUGGAGAGGAUAUAUAUUCUAAGUAGGAGGAGCGCCCAGGAGGAGACGGGAACAAGAUGGGGCUCUGCUGUUGAGGCUCGGUAAAUAUCCCGGGUGUGUAUGUCGUCUUUGUUCCCCACCUCUGCGGUAUCUGAUGUCUACGAUAUAUGUCCCUAAAUAUUUUAUAUAUAACCAGUCUUCUGGCGCUAUCUGUACUGUACAAUACAUAAACUUCGCAUCUAGAGCCAGGCAAGGUAGACACGUCACAUAAACAGAGCACAUUACCAAA
Molecule: messenger RNA, 2293 nt
Organism: Chaetomium strumarium
Lineage: Eukaryota; Fungi; Ascomycota; Sordariomycetes; Sordariales; Chaetomiaceae
Product: Alg9-like mannosyltransferase family-domain-containing protein
Exons: 3
Coding region: 115-2109 (664 amino acids)
Biological process (GO): protein N-linked glycosylation
Cellular component (GO): endoplasmic reticulum membrane
Molecular function (GO): alpha-1,6-mannosyltransferase activity
Source: RefSeq, a predicted model, not a curated record